Messenger RNA from Purpureocillium lilacinum, 1245 nucleotides. RefSeq lists its product as uncharacterized. Lineage: Eukaryota; Fungi; Ascomycota; Sordariomycetes; Hypocreales; Ophiocordycipitaceae. The record is from RefSeq and is a predicted model, not a curated record.
AUGGCGGAACAGAAUGUCGACCUCACCGAGAACCUCGGCGCGUCCAUGGUGGGAACCUGCGUUUCAUUGCUCGUUCUCAGCUGGGUCGCCGUCGGGCUACGGACGUACACGAGGGCCAUCUUGAUGAAGAGCUUUCAGAUUGAUGACUGGCUCAUGUUUGUCGCUCAACUCAUCUUUACGCUCACCUGUGCAAUGGUCCUGGAAGGAGUGAACAAGGGUAUGGGAAAGCACAAUGAGGCAGUCACCAACGAAGACGACCGCGUUGCAGCUCUCAUGUGGCAAGCUCUGGCGACGGCCGUGUACAUCCUGGACAUGAUGUUCAUCAAGCUAAGCAUCGGCAUUUUCCUUCUCCGCCUGGCUGUCGGGAAGGUAUACAAGUACAUUCUCAUGGUCAGCUUGGUGGUCAUCGCCCUCUGGAGCUUGGGCAUCUUCCUGUGGGACGUGUUCCAAUGCAAUCCGGUUGCGAAGCAGUGGGACUUUAGAAUCGACCAUGGGCACUGCGCCAGCGCCAACGAGAUCAUAUCCGCAGCGUACGCGCUGAGCGUCAUGACGGUGCUUUCGGACUGGCUUUAUGCCCUUUUGCCAAUUCCGAUGCUUUGGAACGUCAAGAUGACGAAGCAGGCAAAGGCGACGGUGAUUGUGAUUCUUGGUCUCGGUAUAUUUGCAAGCAUUGCCACGCUGAUCCGACUCAAAUACUUGAAUGGGCUGCAGGAGGCAGACGAUUUGCUCUUUACGGCGACGGACGCCAUGAUUUGGACGGUGGUUGAACCUGGUGUUGCAAUCAUCGCCUCGAGCCUGGCAACAAUCCGACCACUCCUUCGAGCAAUGAGGGUCAGCGGCUUCACGUCGACUGACAAGACUCCGAGCACGGGCAUAUCCGGCGGAGGGCGGUACGGGCAGAACAGCCGAAACACGACGACGCGGGGAUCCAUGCCUGGCUUCGGGCCCAACGAUGUCUCACUUCAUCAAGUCGGAUACGGCGCGGAGCCGAGACAGGAAAGCUACCAACCCAAAGGCGUCGGCUUGACGUUUGACGAAUUCCACAAGCAGGCCGUCUCGGGAAGCAAAGGUACCGACGACGCAAGACACAACGACGGCAAGAGCGAAGUUUACGUGAUCGAGGGCAGCAAGAACUCGCCGACGUGGAGCACACAAGACCUCCAUCCGACAAACCGCUCCUUGGAGGACUUCCACGACCUCGAAGAGCAAAGCCAGGGCCUCAGCAUCUCUAGCAGGGCAAGGUGA